Molecule: messenger RNA, 771 nt
Organism: Pleurotus ostreatus (oyster mushroom)
Lineage: Eukaryota; Fungi; Basidiomycota; Agaricomycetes; Agaricales; Pleurotaceae
Exons: 2
Coding region: 1-771 (256 amino acids)
Source: RefSeq, a predicted model, not a curated record
AUGACUUUCGAUAUUUCGACAACCCUCUCUGCGUUGAUCGACGGCUCAUCGUUUCCCGCCGAAGCGGCCAGCCAAAUUUGCGCUGCACCCUCCAUCACUUCGACCAGGCUUCCAACAGAUGGAAAAGACACGGUAGAGGUCGAAGGCUUCUUCUGGGGUCUCUGGGGUGCCAUCAUCGAUGCGGCAGAGAAAAAUUCAGACGCUCAAGGGCAACUUGUGAAGCUCGUUGUCGAGCUCUCUAAGAGAGGAUCGGCCCAGCCGACGUGGAGGAUAUGGGGGCAAGAACAGGCGUGGAAAGACCUUCCGCUGAUAGGAGCCGCGGCUCGCGAACAAUUCAACGGUUUCGAUCCAUCGGAUUCAGAAGAAGUGGAGCGCUGGGUGCUGAGAAACGCAUUCCUCGCUAGACUAACGGAAGCUAAAGGGUUGUUCAUGUUGUACGCCAUCUGGUCGCUUCGUGAUGCUUUGGAAGAGGAAGCUUCCACCAGCGUGGCCAUGAACUCAGGCAACGUUCGUGCAGCGGCGCAGUGGAUAAAAUACGCUGGGCAGAAGAUAUACACCUCGACCGAGGAGUUUCCCUCGGGGCCGCAAAUUGGGGCGCCAGCUAGAGGAGGGCCAAAGUGGAAGGGAAAGCACGGGUUUGAUCCAGAGCGAUGGGCUCUUUGGAAGCGCGAAUUCAGUAAGUUGAGCACGGAUAAAAACAUCGAUGAACUUGCACGAAAAGACGCGUUGGAAGCCGCCGAGAGGAUGUCGCAGAUCGAGGGGAAAGCGUAA